AUGAGGAGAGCUGCAGUUUUUCUGGCGUUGCUGCUCUGUCUGCUCUGGACGGGGGCUCAGGGUGAGGAUGGAGGGGGGACAGGGAAGAAAGAGGGGGAGUUUGAUAUCCAAGGAGUGAAAGCAGCCCUCGAUCAGAGCAGCAGUCAGACCCAGAUGAGCACUGACGUCUGGGCUGAGCUGAAGGAGAUCAGAGACAUGGCCAUCGAACACAGGAUCAAGAUCCAGAGGCUGGAGCAAGACAACACAGCUGACACAGCUGACAUGAGCUCCAGUGAAAAGGAGGUGGAGGAGCUCCAGAGAGAGAAUGCAGAUCUUCUGGCUCGAGUCACAGCAAGUGAGAAUAAGAGCACAGCUUUAGAGGCCAGGAUGAGCUCCAGUGAAAAGGAGGUGGAGGAGCUCCAGAGGGAGAACGCAGACCGUCCUCAGGUGGCAUUCUCAACCGGUCUCACUGAUGCAGGAUCAGUCGGACCCUUCACCACCGAUAUCACACUGAAGUUCAGUAAAGUCUUCACCAAUAUCGGCCAGGCCUAUAGCCCAACUACGGGUAUCUUCACAGCCCCCGUCAGAGGAGUCUACUACUUCAGAAUCAACGCGUGGGAAGACAGCGGUCAAACUUGGACGGGUGUUGAACUCUUUCACAACGACCAGAGAAAGAUGAGGUUUAAUGAUUACAAUGAUGGAGGUGGCUAUGUCUCUGCGUCUAACGUAAUACUUCUUCAGCUGGAGAAGGGAGAUGUUGUCUACAUCGUUCUCAUCGGAAACUACAGCAUUUAUGAUGAUUCGUAUAAUCGUACUAUUUUCAGUGGAUUUCUACUCUAUGCCCUGUGA
Messenger RNA from Gymnodraco acuticeps, 828 nucleotides. Its product is annotated as complement C1q-like protein 2. The transcript has 6 exons. The coding region runs from base 1 to 828 and encodes 275 amino acids. Gene Ontology annotation, molecular function: protein binding. The record is from RefSeq and is a predicted model, not a curated record. NCBI's taxonomy places the organism in Eukaryota, Metazoa, Chordata, Actinopteri, Perciformes, Bathydraconidae.